Molecule: messenger RNA, 3086 nt
Organism: Hydra vulgaris (swiftwater hydra)
Lineage: Eukaryota; Metazoa; Cnidaria; Hydrozoa; Anthoathecata; Hydridae
Product: DNA ligase 1
Biological process (GO): lagging strand elongation; DNA repair; DNA biosynthetic process
Cellular component (GO): nucleus; mitochondrion
Molecular function (GO): DNA ligase (ATP) activity; ATP binding; DNA binding
Source: RefSeq, a predicted model, not a curated record
UAAAAAAAAGAAUAAUUUAUGAUUUAAAGCAAUGCCACAGAAGACGAUUGGUUCUUUUUUUACAAAAAAAGCUGAGCAAAAGAAGGAGAAUGGGAUCUUUGAAGAAGUUAGUGUGGCUUACUCAAUUAAAUACUCACCUAAAUCUGUUGCGAUUAGGAAAGAAUCAUCUUUUUGGUAACAAUCUAAUGCUUUUGAGGAAAAACUUUAUUAUAUUCUCUAUUGGAAGAACAUCUGAAAGACUUUAUCUUGAAAAUGAAAAAAGCAGUGAUGUUAAAUGUAAAGAAGAUGAACAUAAAGAUCAGACAAUAGAUAAUCCUGUGGUUUCUUUGGAAAAAGAAAAUGAACAUUCAAAAAGUUUUUUGGAUGCUUCAAAAACAAUUAUUAAUGAAGAAAUUCCAAUAAAGCGAAAAACAGCAAGAAAAACAGUAGUUGGUCCAAAGAAACCAAAUGAACAACUAAGGAAUGAUUUACAACCCAUAGAAUCUACUAAUAAGUCAUUUGAAAAUUCAGUAAAAUGUGAUUCACCAAGUAAAGACCCUUUUGAUGGAAAUGAAAACCAUAAGAUUUUCAAUGAAAAUGUAGAUAAUCAUACAACCGCAUCAACAAAGCGCAAAAACAAUGAAGAAUCUCCUGAAAAAUCAAUUGAUGUAAAGUCUUCAAGUUUUUUUGCCAAAAAACCUCGUCUUGAGAAAAAAAAUAAAAAACUUCCAGUGUCUUUAGAAGAAACAAAAGAAGAGAUAUUAGAACCAAAAUUAGAUGUGGUGGAUCAGCCUUCACCAUCUCAUAAGAAACCUGAUUCUGUAAAAAAUGGCAAAAAAGAUUGUCUAAAGCCUGAUUGUGUAAAACCUGACAAAUUUAAUCCUGCAUCUUCUACUUACCAUCCUAUGAAAAAUGCUUGCUGGUGCAAAAAUGAGAAUGUUCCUUAUGAAGCUUUAACAAGAACUUUUCAAGAAAUAGAGGAAAUAUCAGCAAGAUUAAAAAUUCAAUCGGUGCUGUGCAAUUUUUUCCGCUCUGUUAUUGUCUUGACACCAAAUGAUUUGUUGCCUUGUGUUUAUUUGUGUUUAAAUAAAUUAGCUCCAGCAUAUGAAGGUAUGGAACUAGGAAUUGGUGAAAAUGUUUUGAUGAAAGCUGUUUGCUCUUCAACAGGCAAAAACAUGACUCAAAUAAAAGCUGAAGUUGCAGAAAAAGGAGACCUUGGAAUAGUUGCAGAGAGUUGUCGCUCUAAUCAGCGUAUGAUGUUCGCUCCCCCUUCAUUAACAGUUAGUGGUGUCUUCAAAAAAUUGAAAAAUAUAGCUGAAAUGACAGGUCAUUCGUCUAUGGCAAAAAAAAUUGAAAUAAUUCAACAGAUGUUUGUAGCAUGCAAAAAUUCAGAAGCAAGAUAUUUAAUUAGGUCAUUAGGUGGUAAACUAAGAAUUGGUCUUGCAGAACAGUCUGUGUUAUCUGCUUUAGGACAAGCCGUUGUAUUAACUCCUCCAGGUCAAGAUUAUCCUCCACAAAUUAUUGAUGCAAGUACAAUUUUGUCUUCAGAAAAACUGAAGGCUGAAUGUGAUGAGGCUUCAUUGGCCAUCAAAACAGCUUAUUGUGAACUACCAUCAUAUGAUAUAAUUAUACCUCAACUGUUGUUAAAUGGUUGGAGAAAAUUGCCACUAACAUGCCAUAUAACACCAGGAAUACCAUUAAAACCUAUGUUGGCACAUCCUACAAAAGGAGUGAGUGAAGUUCUAAAACGAUUUGAUGAUGCAAAGUUUGUUUGUGAGUAUAAAUAUGAUGGAGAGCGAGCCCAAAUUCAUUUGCUUGACAAUGGUGAAGUUAAGAUAUAUAGCAGAAACCAAGAAAAUAAUACAUCUAAAUAUCCAGAUAUUGUUGCACGAAUACCUAAGGUAAUAAAAACACAUGUACGGUCUUGUAUUAUUGACACUGAGUCUGUGGCCUGGGAUCAAGAGAAUAAAAGAAUUCUACCUUUUCAAGUGUUGACAACAAGAAAGCGAAAGGAUGUAGAAGAAAAUGACAUUAAAGUUCAAGUUUGUGUACAUGCGUUUGACUUGUUGUACCUAAAUGGCGAGUCUUUAGUGGGUAAACCAUUUAGUAAAAGAAGGGAAUUGCUGAUGUCUGCAUUUAAUCAAGUUGAAGGGGAAUUUGUUUUUGCUACUGCAAAGAUUCUAAGUGACACAGAUGAAAUUUCAGAAUUUCUUGAUGAAUCUAUACAAGGUAAUUGUGAAGGACUGAUGUUGAAAACUUUAGAUGUUGACGCUACUUAUGAAAUUGCAAAGCGAUCCCAUAAUUGGUUAAAGCUUAAGAAAGAUUAUUUAGAGGGGGUUGGAGACACGCUUGAUUUAGUUGUUAUUGGUGGAUAUCAUGGGACUGGUAAAAGAACAGGAAAGUAUGGGGGAUACCUGCUGGCAUGUUAUGAUGAAGAUAACGAGGAAUACCAAACAAUAUGCAAGGCUGGUACUGGCUUCACGGACGAGCAAUUAGCUAAGCACUACGAGUUCUUCAAAAAUCAUGUCAUUGAAAAACCGCGCUCGUAUUACCGAUUUGAUGACGGCAUGAAACCAGACCAUUGGUUUGAACCAGUACAAGUUUGGGAAAUACGUGCCGCUGAUUUAUCUAUCUCUCCAAUUUACAGAGCAGCUAUUGGAAUCGUUGAUCCUGAUAAAGGAAUUUCGCUUCGUUUUCCGCGUUUUUUACGUGUGCGAGAUGACAAAAAGCCUGAAGAAGCUACAUUGUCACAACAAGUAGCUGAAUUUUAUAAUAAUCAAGACCAGAUUAAAAAUGCCAGCGAUUUUAAAUCUAAAUCCAAGAUCGAAGAAGAUUUCUACUGAUUCGAUAUUAUUAGAGAAUCAAUAACUUAGAUCAGGGGUAAAAAUGUCCUGGAAUUAAGAGAUCACAUUUAGGAUUAAAAUGUUUUUGAUGUAAUUUUAAUGGUGUCUCUACAAAUCAUUUCAGUUUUAGGUUGUUCGAAUAACAAGAAUAAACCUAGUUCAAACCGAUAUACAUUCGCUGUUACGCUUUCCACGUUUGAGUUCAAUUUUUUAUAAACAAUAUUUAUAUGAGUUUGGUAAAUGAAAACCUUAAGCUUUAGAUAA